Molecule: messenger RNA, 1604 nt
Organism: Gadus chalcogrammus (walleye pollock)
Lineage: Eukaryota; Metazoa; Chordata; Actinopteri; Gadiformes; Gadidae
Product: SAM pointed domain-containing Ets transcription factor
Exons: 5
Coding region: 1-1065 (354 amino acids)
Biological process (GO): cell differentiation; regulation of transcription by RNA polymerase II
Cellular component (GO): nucleus
Molecular function (GO): sequence-specific DNA binding; DNA-binding transcription factor activity, RNA polymerase II-specific
Source: RefSeq, a predicted model, not a curated record
AUGAACAUCCCCUCUUGGUUCCGUUGCCAGGUGGCCAACAUGUCCAACCCUCUCGACGGCGCGGUCUACGGCGCGCGGCUGGCCCCCAUGGGGGCACCCCACGGCGAGCGGACCCCCCGGGUCCCCGGGGACCCCUGGGGCCCCCAGGAGGAGAGCAAGCCCUGCCUGGAGCCCCUGGAGCGCGGCCUGCCGGGCCUCUACCUGUCCUGCUUCGACAUGCUCCUGACGGAGGACGCCACCUGGCUGCUGAAGCUGUCCGACGGCGCCGCCGCCCCCGCCGCCCUGUUCCCCCCGGGGCACCGGGCCCCUGGGGGCCUGGCGCCGGAGCCCAGCAGGGGGGAGCCGGAGCAGUGCCCGGUCAUCGACAGCCAGGGCCCGAGUCUGUCCCCGGGGGACCUGAGCGGCCAGGAGGAGGAGCGGUCCCUGGAGCAGGUCCAGACCAUGGUGGUGGGCGAGGUGCUGAAGGACAUCGCCACGGCCUGCAAGCUGCUGAACAUCACCCCUGACCCCAUCGACUGGAGCGCGGCCAACGUGCAGAAGUGGCUGCUGUGGACCGAGCACCUGUACCGCCUGGCCCACGCCGGCCGCGCCUUCAGCGACCUCAGCGGGAAGGACCUGUGUGCCAUGAGCGAGGAGGACUUCAGCCAGCGGGCCCCCGAGUGCGGGGACACCCUGCACGCCCACCUGGACAUCUGGAAGUCAGCCGCUUGGAUGAAGGAGAGGUGUUCCAUCGGCGACGCCAAAGCCACAGGUGGAGAGGAGCUGUGGUCCGAGGCGGACUCCUCCUCCUCAGGUCAGCCCAUCCACCUCUGGCAGUUCCUACGAGAACUCCUCCUGAAGCCCCACAACCACGGACGCUGCAUCCGGUGGCUGAACAAGGAGAAAGGCAUCUUCAAAAUCGAGGACUCGGCCCACGUGGCGCGGCUCUGGGGUCUGCGGAAGAACCGACCGGCCAUGAACUACGACAAACUCAGCCGCUCCAUCCGCCAGUACUACAAGAAGGGCAUCAUCCGCAAGCCCGACGUGUCCCAGCGGCUGGUCUACCAGUUCGUCAACCCCGUGUGAGGCAGUCGCCCGCAGCGACGCGGAGAGAGACGGGUGCCGAGGUUUACUGAAGGGCUGCGCUGCUCUUCACUGAGCUGGAGGACGCACGAGCACGGUGGGCUGCGCCGAACUGAAUGCACUGACCCGGCCCGGACCCGGCCCUUACCCCCGGGGCCGAGCCCUCAGCCCCGGCCCGCACCGAGCCCUGUCAGCUGGAGACCUACGGCGGCUGGACGAGCAGACGCCACCCAAAGAACUGAGUAAAACACAGGUGGUAGAUCACGCCUACGAUCAGGUUCCGUUAAAGACGGCGCGACUAUAAUGAUGUAAAAAGGAAAGGGACCAAAACAAAGUCAUGACAAGUUGAUUCUGCCUGAACUGCCUGCGUUGAUUUUAUUUUUUUUAUUUUUAUAAUAAUACAACCAACCGUCCUUCUGAACUCAGUGUAGAUUAAAGCUACCUGGUGGUUUCAUACUGCGUCACACCCUCAUGGGGACAGAUCCGCCCUUAUGGGGACUCAUCCAUCAGUCGGUGUCCCCGUCAAACCGCUGAAGGCUGGA